Molecule: messenger RNA, 5032 nt
Organism: Melanotaenia boesemani (Boeseman's rainbowfish)
Lineage: Eukaryota; Metazoa; Chordata; Actinopteri; Atheriniformes; Melanotaeniidae
Gene: slco2b1
Product: solute carrier organic anion transporter family, member 2B1
Exons: 15
Coding region: 141-2006 (621 amino acids)
Biological process (GO): bile acid and bile salt transport; sodium-independent organic anion transport; transmembrane transport
Cellular component (GO): membrane
Molecular function (GO): bile acid transmembrane transporter activity; protein binding
Source: RefSeq, a predicted model, not a curated record
CUGCUCCUCCCUGUAGAUUGAGCUUUCACACUGACAAGACAAAGCAAACCAGCAAGGAAGUGAGAGGAGGAAGCAUUCGAGCAGAGCUGCUGCUUUCACAGUUCCGGUCUUCAGUCACUGUGUGUAGGGGAAUUUGAGACAUGGGGGGUACCAACGUUGACAGGAACUCUAACCUCGCAGAGUCACGGCCUCAUGCUCGCUGCCAAAGCCCCUUCAAAAGCAUAAAGUUCUUCGUACUUUGCCACAGUUUGCUGCAGCUGGCACAGCUCUUGGUGUCGGGUUACAUGAAGAGCUCCAUCUCCACCAUCGAGAGACGUUAUGGCCUCACCAGCCAGAAGUCGGGGAUCCUGGCUUCCUUCAAUGAGGUUGGGAACACAGUCCUCAUCAUCUUUGUGAGUUUCUUUGGGAGUCGAGUCCACCGGCCGCGGUUCAUUGGAGGUGGAGCUCUACUAGCCUGCCUGGCCUCCCUGCUGAUGGCGAUGCCGCACUUCAUGAGUGAACCGUACAGCUACACGGACAUCAGCAACACAGCAUCCGGUGAUAACAGCUCAAGCCUCUGCCAGCCCAGCGGCCCUGCCUCCACCUCAUCCAGCCAGAAUUGCAAGGAGCAGAGCAGCACAGCCCAGCAGAUGGUCUACCCCGUAUUGCUUCUGGGUCAGCUGCUGCUGGGUAUUGGAGCCGUUCCUAUCCAGCCCUUCGGCAUCUCGUACAUCGACGACUAUGCCAGCGAGAAGAACUCGCCCCUCUACCUUGGCAUCCUUCUCGCUGUGACCUCCAUCGGGCCGGCCUUUGGUUUCGUCACAGGUUCCUUGAUGUUGCGGUUCUACGUGGACUUUGACAAGCUGUCCGAAGAUGAGAUCAACUUGGACGCCAAAGACCUGCGCUGGGUCGGAGCCUGGUGGCUUGGCUUCUUGGUGGCCUCCUGCCUCCUUAUCCUCACUGCUCUGCCGUACUUCUUCUUCCCCAGAGAAAUGCCCAAAGAGUAUGUGCAGAGCGGUGCAGAUGACGACCAGUCCAGUUCGGACAGAAAUCAGCAGGAAACCAGUCAGCUGCAGGACCUCUCUCUCCUUCAGUUCCUCAAAAGCUUUCCUCGUAUCGUUCUGCGGACCCUGCAGAGUCCUGUCUACAUCCUGGUGGUCCUGGCGCAGGUGAACCUUGCGGCGCUGCUAUCCGGACUCGCCACCUUCAUGUCCAAGUUCAUAGAGAAGCAGUUCACCCAAACCGUGCCUUUCUCCACCAUGAUGAUUGGAGGCGUCGGGAUUCCCAUGGCGGUGAUGGGAAUCGUCCUGGGUGGAGCUCUGAUGAGGCGGUUACGACUUUCCGUCAGAGCUGCCAGCAAGCUGUGCACGGCCGCCAUCUUUAUCUGCAUGUUCACCGCCGUGCCGCUGCUGUUCAUUGGCUGCCCGACCCAGAAGGUGGCUGGGAUCUUCCCUCCCAGUGAGAACAACUCGUCCUGCAGUUCUGGCUGCGGAUGCUCUACGGAGGCCUUUAACCCGGUCUGUGGUUCUGAUGGCGUGGAGUUCAGGUCCCCCUGCCAUGCCGGCUGUUUCUCCAUGCAGGCAAACGCCAGCAGCAAACACAUAAACUACACAGAGUGUCGGUGUGUCGGGGGUUCUGGAUUUGCCCGUUCUGGGACUUGUGGUAGUGGCUGUGCGGACCGCCUCAUGCCCUUCAUGGUUCUGUUGGGUCUCACCGGCUUCAUCGCCUCCUUCUCCCAAACCCCAUCAUACAUGAUAAUACUCAGGACGGUCCCCGCAGAGGACAAGUCGUUUGCAGUCGGAGUUCAGUACAUGCUGUUCAGAGUCCUGGCAUUCAUGCCUGGCCCCGUGCUGUACGGCAGCGUCAUCGACACCACCUGCAUCCUGUGGGGCGACAAGUGCGGCAAGAAGACUUCCUGUCACUACUACAACCUGGACAACUUCAGACACAGGUUUCUGGGUCUAAUUGUGACCUUUGUGUUUGGGGGGCUGAUCUGUUUCCUGGUGACGGCCGUCUCCUCCACAUAAGAGGCCGGCCGUCAGGACUCGCAGCUGGAGAGAAAAGUGGAUACUGCAGGUGGAGGAGGAGAAACCGCUGCAGAUUUUUCAUCCAGACAAAGCGAACCGAACGGGAUUAAAACCUGAAGGAAAGAAUGGGAACAUGGAAGCUAGCUUUACAUAUAAAGGGACCAGUCUGCCUGCAAAUUAGUGAAAAACUCCUUGUUUUGUGUGUCUGUGCUCAGAUAAUAUUUCUCUCAACAUUAACCCAGAAACUGUGAUGACACACAGCUUUUCCACCAAGCAACAGAAGCAUAAAGACCUUCUUCUUCUUCUCUUUACUAAAACAAGGGACACAAAACAUCAUUUACAAAGAAUAUUUUUUUUAAAAAGCAUAAAACGGGCGAGAUAAGCUCAUCAAAAGAAAAGAGUCAUUUCACUGCAGAUUUUCCAGCAUUUCCUGUUUGGACAAAACCUCCUACGUCCAACGUGUUUCAGACAAAUCGCUGUAUCAUCAUCUUUGGUUGAUAUUAGUCAAAGAGUCCUGCUUUUCAUCUGGGCAGGCUGUUUGUCAAACGUCUUGUUACUGGACUCCAUUCUACCUCCAUGUCUCCCGCAUCAUUUAUAGAGUCCAUGUUUUCUGUAUAAAGAACAGUAGCUCAUUAUAUUAGAUUACAUUGCAGGUCUUACAUGGCAGCUUAAUACGACACACGUUUUCUUCUACUACAGGAAUGAUGGCUUAAUGCUGCCACCUACUGCUGGGGAUAAACAGACCUGGAAAUUAUGUUCAAGCUUUUUUAAAAACACAAAUUAUUUCCAUUUGUAAGAGUUUAAAUUUCAGCAGAAAAGAUAAGCUCAUUCAUUUUUUUUUCAUUACAUGAUAAUUCGUGGAACAAGAGAGACAUGUAAUAGAAAUUAUUCAUGAAAAUAAAUUUAAUUAAAUACAACAACACAAGGUUUCUGCUCGACAGCAAUGAUGAACAUAAAAAGACGGGUGCAUGAAGACUUUUACAGUUUUCUGUGAUGGACUGAGCCUAAACUUUCAGCGCCUUGUAUCCAUUGUUGAGGUUCAGUAAGCUGCAAUACCUCUAACGUCCUAUAGAUGCUGCUCAAGCUAACUUCCUUCAUGUAAAGAGAUGAAGAAGAGCUGCAGUUCUGCUGGGCAGUAGUCUGCCAUCUGAUGAGCCGUCCAUGUUUGGGAGCAGGAUCGUGUUCUUCACCUCAGUUUUCACUGUGAGACGAUUUCGGUCCAAACAGAAGUUUCUCAUCGUUCAAAAGGUGGAUUGUUGGGAGAUCUUCAAGCCCAUCAUCAGUGAUGAUGCUGCAGUUUUUCAGACAUCAGAAGGAGGCGUUGACUCUAAAAGUUAGAUCACUGUUAAAUAAAGAGUUAAUGUGAACUUAAAAAAAAAAAAUCAUCUGCUGCAGGUUUUAAGGGUUGUCCAGCUCAGAAGCUGAAAAGCAUUUUCUACUCUUUCUCUUUGGUUUUUUUUUUUUUUUCAUAUUUGUUAGUGAUAAGUAAUGCAAAAUGAGUCAGUUCUGUUGUGAAUAAAAAAAAGCCACUCUUUCAGCCACUUCUGCUCAGAAUCCAUGCGGGCAGUGUAUGGGGUUUAAUUAUAAUGAGGAACACCAUACAGCCAAUCAGAUGCGAGGACAGACUAGGGUCAUACCAUUAUGUGAAAGACGGGGCAGACUCUCUCUGGUACAGGUCAGGUAAACAAAGACAGAAAGAGACAGGAAGCUGGAUUUAGAUGCAAGCUUGUUGGGAAAGAGUUUAAACUUUUUCCUUUUUUUGUAAAAAAAAAAAAAAACAUAAAAAUAAAUAUUUUACUAAAACAAGGAAAAAAAAAUGCUUAUCAACACAUAAAGUGGUAUAAAUCCUAAUUUUAAGCUAAAAAGAAAAAAAAAUGCUGAGAGUGAGGGGAGGAUAGAAGAACAUCACAACAAAAGCAUGCUUUAGAGAUAAACAUUCUGGGGGAGUUCAGUUGUUUUACUUCACUGUUUACUCGAUGUUGAAAAAAUAAAUAGUAAAAUAAAAGUAAGGUCUGGUCGGGUCUGAAAAUAAACAUUCCUCGCUGUCGCAUCAUUGUCGUUAGUUGUGUCGCAUUUGUUGUCGUUGCACUAGCAUGACAUGCUGGCCAUUUGCGCUAAACCUUGCCUCCUAGUGAGGGUCCAACUUGCUAUCAAAACACUUGCCCGACCAGCCUGAAUCAUUCCUUUUCGUCCUGUACCAUACUGACCCAUAUUGUACAAUACCGACCCGUACUGCACCAUACCAUCCCGUACUAUACCAUACCGACCCAUAUUGUACCAUACCGACCCAUAUUGUACCAUACCGACCCAUAUUGUACUAUACUGACCCAUAUUGUACUAUACUGACCCAUACUGCACCAUACCGACCCAUAUUGUACCACACCAACCCAUAUUGUAUUAUACUGAGCCGUACUGCACCAUACCAUCCCAUACUAUACCAUACCGACCUAUAUUGUACUAUACCGACCCUUACCACUCAGUGGAAACAGGGCUUUAGGGUUGUGAUUAGUAUAUUCUGUGGGACAGUUUGAAAAAAACCCAUAAAGUCAAUGUUCUGGACUUUAUGUGAGAUAAUUUGAUGAGAAAUUUUCAGUAUAAUCAACUUUAAGACCUUCUAUGAUUUCUUUUAACUCACAGGAUAAAAAUUUAGUGUGAGAUCAUCACACUCCAACCUGAAAAUUCUGCAGAAAAAGCCUCCAAAAUGUUCCAACUUAAACUGUGAUUCUGCUGCAACCAGAAGAGACACAAAGCUGGAAUUUUGUCAAUUUUGCUGCAGCAUCAUUUUCAGGACAUAUUUCAUUAUUUUGUGUUGUUCUGUUUUCUAAAGGGCAACGGACAAGGGGCUCCUGUUGGUUAACCUUCUUGUGAGCUGCUCUCUGAAACUGUUUAUAAUAUGUAAGCAAAAAAUAUUCAACGUUUUCUACUACUGAACCAAGAAUUGUAUUUGUUCAUCUUUGUUUUCAUAUGCUUUAUAGAUUUUGUGAUAUUAAAACAUGCCAUUGUGUACUCCGCUGAGGGUCCUUGAU